CUUACACAGUCCAUUUGGAUGGGUGUGAUGACACGGAAAACAGCACAUUUUAUUAGUCUCCCCAAAUCUUGAGGAAGAGAUGCUUCCGUGGUCCAACUAUCUCAGACAGAGCCUAUAUAAUAGGUUGCUGGUGAUUCUAUUGAUGACAGUCUACCAUGACUUAACAGGUGAGACAGGAGGUGUCCAGGCCUGGACAUACAACUACAGCGUCAACCAGAAUCUGGACUGGGAUUCGGCCCGCCAGUGGUGCAGGCAGCACUACACAGACAUGGUGGCCAUCCAGAACCAGGAGGAGAUCGUCUAUCUCAACACCAUGCUCCCUAGGAACUCACAAUACUACUGGAUCGGCCUCCGCAAGGUGAAUGAGAUGUGGACCUGGAUGGGGACUAACAAGACCCUGACCAAAGAGGCGGAGAACUGGGCCACCGGGGAGCCCAACAACGUAGGGGACGGACAGGACUGCGUGGAGAUCUACAUCAAAAGAGGAAAGGAUGCAGCCAAGUGGAACGAUGAGAGAUGCACAAAAAAGAAGGGGGCCCUCUGCUACACAGCGUCUUGCUCAGAGCAUUGCUGCAGCACCCAUGCAGAGUGUUUAGAGAACAUAGGGAACUACACCUGCCAGUGUGACCCUGGCUUCAAGGGCCCCCGGUGCCAGCAAGCCGUAGCGUGUGACACUGUGUCGGACCCAGACCAGGGUUCAGUGAACUGUGACCAUCCACAUGGGCUGUUUGCCUUCAACUCCUCUUGCCAGUUCCACUGUGCCCGAGGAUACCAGCUGCUGGGGGCAUCACAACUGCUCUGCCAGGCCACGGGGUUCUGGGACCACCCUGCCGCUCAGUGCCAAGUCAAACAGUGUCCAUCGCUGGACAGUGGUCCUCAUAGAGGGACUAUGAACUGCAGUAACCCCAUCGCCCUGCACAGUUAUAACUCCGCCUGUGAAUUCAGCUGUGAUUUGGGGUUUGACCUAAUAGGACCAGACAGGAUUCAGUGUGACCACACAGGGCAGUGGACAGGCAACGUCUCUACCUGCACAGUGGUAAGGUGUGGCCCCCUGUCCCCUCCUGCCAUGGGGAACAUGUCCUGUGUGGACCCCCUGGGGGCUUCCUCCUUCACCUCCUCCUGUGGGUUCUCCUGUGAGGAGGGCUACUUGCUGAGAGGAGACACCAACCUCACCUGUUUAUCUACUGGACAAUGGACCAACCACACACCUGCAUGUGAACCUCUGCAGUGCGACAUCUUAACCUCUCCCCCGCAUGGCUCGAUGAACUGCUCUGACCUCCAUGGUCAGUUCCACUACGGGUCCCAGUGUCUGUUCUCCUGUGAGGAGGGGUUCCUGCUGAACGGGUUGGCUGAUACAGAGUGCACCUCCCUGGGCACAUGGAGCAGGAGAGCCCCCCUCUGUCUGGCUCUGCAGUGUGACGCUUUAACCUCUCCCCCGCACGGCUCCAUGAACUGCUCUGACCUCCAUGGUCAGUUCCACUACGGGUCCCAGUGUCUGUUCUCCUGUGAGGAGGGGUUCCUGCUGAACGGGUUGGCUGAUACAGAGUGCACCUCCCUGGGCACAUGGAGCAGGAGAGCCCCCCUCUGUCUGGUGGUAAGGUGUGGCCCCCUGUCCCCUCCUGCCAUGGGGAACAUGUCCUGUGUGGACCCCCUGGGGACUUCCUCCUUCACCUCCUCCUGUGGGUUCUCCUGUGAGGAGGGCUACCUGCUGAGAGGAGACACCAACCUCACCUGUUUAUCUACUGGACAAUGGACCAACCACACACCUGCAUGUGAACCUCAGCAGUGCGACUCUUUAACCUCUCCCCCGCAUGGCUCCAUGAACUGCUCUGACCUCCAUGGUCAGUUCCACUACGGGUCCCAGUGUCUGUUCUCCUGUGAGGAGGGGUUCCUGCUGAACGGGUUGGCUGAUACAGAGUGCACCUCCCUGGGCACAUGGAGCAGGAGAGCCCCCCUCUGUCUGGUGGUAAGGUGUGGCCCCCUGUCCCCUCCUGCCAUGGGGAACAUGUCCUGUGUGGACCCCCUGGGGGCUUCCUCCUUCACCUCCUCCUGUGGGUUCUCCUGUGAGGAGGGCUACCUGCUGAGAGGAGACACCAACCUCACCUGUUUAUCUACUGGACAAUGGACCAACCACACACCUGCAUGUGAACCUCUGCAGUGCGACUCUUUAACCUCUCCCCCGCAUGGCUCCAUGAACUGCUCUGACCUCCAUGGUCAGUUCCACUACGGGUCCCAGUGUCUGUUCUCCUGUGAGGAGGGGUUCCUGCUGAACGGGUUGGCUGAUACAGAGUGCACCUCCCUGGGCACAUGGAGCAGGAGAGCCCCCCUCUGUCUGGUGGUAAGGUGUGGCCCCCUGUCCCCUCCUGCCAUGGGGAACAUGUCCUGUGUGGACCCCCUGGGGGCUUCCUCCUUCACCUCCUCCUGUGGGUUCUCCUGUGAGGAGGGCUACCUGCUGAGAGGAGACACCAACCUCACCUGUUUAUCUACUGGACAAUGGACCAACCACACACCUGCAUGUGAACCUCUGCAGUGCGACUCUUUAACCUCUCCCCCGCAUGGCUCCAUGAACUGCUCUGACCUCCAUGGUCAGUUCCACUACGGGUCCCAGUGUCUGUUCUCCUGUGAGGAGGGGUUCCUGCUGAACGGGUUGGCUGAUACAGAGUGCACCUCCCUGGGCACAUGGAGCAGGAGAGCCCCCCUCUGUCUGGUGGUAAGGUGUGGCCCCCUGUCCCCUCCUGCCAUGGGGAACAUGUCCUGUGUGGACCCCCUGGGGGCUUCCUCCUUCACCUCCUCCUGUGGGUUCUCCUGUGAGGAGGGCUACCUGCUGAGAGGAGACACCAACCUCACCUGUUUAUCUACUGGACAAUGGACCAACCACACACCUGCAUGUGAACCUCAGCAGUGCGACUCUUUAACCUCUCCCCCGCAUGGCUCCAUGAACUGCUCUGACCUCCAUGGUCAGUUCCACUAUGGGUCCCAGUGUCUGUUCUCCUGUGAGGAGGGGUUCCUGCUGAACGGGUUAGCUGAUACAGAGUGCACCUCCCUGGGCACAUGGAGCAGGAGAGCCCCCCUCUGUCUGGUGGUCCAGUGUGAGAACCUAUUGCCCCGACUGCCAUCUCCACCACCCACUCCAACCUCAACUCCACCACCAACUCGGGGACCCUUCGUGAACUGCUCACACUCCCUCGGGGAGUUUAGCUUCAGCUCACUGUGCCUCUUCACCUGCAGCAAAGGCUACUAUCUGAACGGAACAGAAGAGCUGUCCUGCACCUCAGAGGGACAAUGGAGUGACCUCGUGCCCUUUUGCCAAAGAAACAUCACCUCUGUCCAAGAGUCUUCUAAGAUGUUGGCCUAUGCAGUGGUGGGAGCUGCCUCUGCUGCUGGGCUGUUACUACUGCUGGGACUGGGCAUGCUGGUCGCAAAGAAGCUCAGGAAGAAAGGUGACUUCAACUUUGACAACUCGUUAUGGGAGGAAAGAGAGAACCCUGCUUUUGAGAUUUCUUAAAAAAGAAUGUGCUUAAUGACAUUGUACUGUAAAACAAGGUUUUGCAUAACGAGUUGGAUAUUGGAUUAAACAAGUUCAUUGUUUUCAAUGUA
This is a messenger RNA of Salvelinus fontinalis (brook trout), 3597 nucleotides long. RefSeq names its product selectin P (gene selp). The coding region runs from base 80 to 3505 and encodes 1141 amino acids. The transcript has 21 exons. Gene Ontology annotation, cellular component: membrane; external side of plasma membrane. Lineage: Eukaryota; Metazoa; Chordata; Actinopteri; Salmoniformes; Salmonidae. Gene Ontology annotation, molecular function: oligosaccharide binding; sialic acid binding. The record is from RefSeq and is a predicted model, not a curated record. Gene Ontology annotation, biological process: leukocyte tethering or rolling; response to cytokine; heterophilic cell-cell adhesion.